Colius striatus (speckled mousebird) is the source of this 2459-nucleotide messenger RNA. It is a transcript of the gene DCAF17, whose product is annotated as DDB1 and CUL4 associated factor 17. The transcript is spliced from 14 exons. Gene Ontology annotation, cellular component: Cul4-RING E3 ubiquitin ligase complex. Gene Ontology annotation, biological process: protein ubiquitination. The coding region runs from base 239 to 1930 and encodes 563 amino acids. The record is from RefSeq and is a predicted model, not a curated record. NCBI's taxonomy places the organism in Eukaryota, Metazoa, Chordata, Aves, Coliiformes, Coliidae.
CCGGCUGCGGGGCCUGCGCGCCGCGGCCCGAGCCCCGCCCCGGAAGGCCGCGGUCGGCGUCUCCUGGGAGCCGGAGAUGCAGGAGGCCGAGGACCUUUCCCGUUCCGCUUUACCUGUCGCUGGGUAGGGUGAAACGUGAGAGAAAUCCGGUGUGGACCUGGGCUUUGUAAGGCUGCUGGCUCCGCCAAGAGCAAGCCAGAAGCGAGAGAAAGAGGCGAGUCUGCGGCGGGGCCCAGGAAUGUGCCCGCAGGCGGCCGCCCCGGCUGCCGGCAGGACGAGGGCCGCCUCCCGGGUGCCGGCGGCUCACAAUGUCUGCCGCCUCCUCACCCGCAGAGUCCACGGCUUUUAUGCCAGAGAUGCUGGUGUCGCCCACAGAAAAAACUUGGGACUCCUCAGAAAGAUAAUGUGUCAGCCAUCUCUGUUACACCACUGUCUGUUUCAGGAAAGCACGAAAUUCAAGAAUGUAUGGACAACUCAUUCUGCAUCUCCAAUUGCGUAUGAAAGAGGAAGAAUUUAUUUAGACAAUUACCAGUGCUGUAUUAGCAGCAUUGCACAAGAGCCAAGAAUACUUUAUCAAAAGCCAAAGUGUACUAAGUCAGAAAAAAUAGAAGAUGCUUUAUUAUUGGAAUGCCCACUGGGGGAAAUGCUACCGAGCCCAUCAGACUAUAAAUCUUCCCUGAUAGUCUUGACAGCGCAGAACUGGCUUCUACGUCUCUGUGCUGAUAGUGGAGAAGUACUGGAAAAAAUAUACCUUGCAAGUUCCUGUUACAAAUUCAGGUAUCUGAGCUGGGAUACUCCUCAAGAGGUAAUGGUUGUAAAGUCAGCUCAGAAUAAGCUCCCUGCAGCAGCACGGCAGGCAGGUAUCCAACAGUCUGUAUUGUUCUAUCUUGCUGUAUUCCAAGUUUUGCCUCUAUCGUUUAUUGGAAUGCUAGAAAUAAACAAAAAGAUAUUUGGUAAUAGUGUGACAGAUGUUGCUGUUUCUAAUGGAAUCCUGAUUGUAAUGUAUAGCAUGGGUCUGGUCAGGCUCUAUAACUUCCAGGCCAUCUUGGAACAGUUCAUGGAACAGCCAUUUGAUUUGGGACAUGAAUUUGACUGGAAUGGUCAAGUGGGAGUUGUAGGAAAAUAUCCGUUUGGUCUACCAUUUAACGUUAAAAUAACAGAUACCCCACCUUUGCUAUUUGAAGCGUCUUCUCUGGAGAAUGCAUUUCAAAUUGGAGGUUACCCGUGGCAUUAUAUCAUCACACCUAACAAGAAAAAACAUAAAGGAGUCUUCCAUAUUUGUUCUCUGAAAGACAAUGUUUUGGCAAAAAAUGGCAUACAGGAUAUGAAAUGCUGUUCAUUGGAACCUGACUGGAUAUAUUUCCACCCAGAUAUGUCAGGCAGAAUAAUCCACGUGGGACCAAAUUUGAUAAAAAUCUUGAAGUUUAAGGAAAUUAACAAUAAUACAGAGCAAAUGGAGAUUGCAGAGGAUUUUACAAUUAUGGCCAACAGAGAAAACUCUGUGAACAAUACCGUUACUGUAACAGCUUCAGGUCGAGUGAUAAAAAAGCGCAUUAACUUGCUGGAUGAUGACCCAGAACAAGAGACCUUCAAGAUUGUGGACUAUGAAGAUGAAUUGGAUUUGUUGUCCACUGUAGCAGUUACUGAAAUAGGAGCUGAUGGAAAAGCACACCUUGACUUUCAUUGUAACGAGCGUGGGAAUCUACUUAAGAGUAUUCCAUUACUGGAGUCCUGGGAUGUGACUUACAGCCAUGAACUCUACUUUGACAAAGACCUUGUGUUACAUAUAGAACAGAAGCCCAACAGGAGGUUCAGUUGUUACGUUUACCAAAUGGUGUGUGAUACUGCAAAAGAUGAUGAAUGUUCAAGCCAUGAAAAAACACGACGAGUGUCUCGUAAGAAAGGAGGGAGAAUUUUUGAAUAUUUUUAAGCCAACAACUACAGAGACUUCAAUUGGGAUGUUGUUUAAGGACUUCAUACCUAUCAAUUAGUCAACUACUGUUUUUCAGGCAGGAUUUAAUCUGAUCAUUUGGUACUACAUGAGCUUUUGUUUCUUUUUUUUUGUCUGUAACACCACACACUUGUCUGUAGUCCAGCAUGGCUUUUCAUGUGUUCACCAGUUCAUCAUUAAUGCUAGAUGCAGCAUUUAUUACUUCUCUUCAACAAUUCAAUUGAAAUACUGGAUAUCAAGGUGAAAGAUGUGCACUUACUGAUCAUCUACCAUCUGCUGUGAUCUGUCUCUUUUAGAUUUACCUGUAAAACUUUAAUACAGACUGAUAAUUAAAUAGAGCAUGUAAAACAAUAGAGGAGAAAUUUUAUAUAUAGUAAGAAAAUUAGCAGGGUUACCAUUAAACCACCAAGAUAAAAUCCUGUUGGUUUUGUAUGAUAGCUAAAAUUACUCAGGUUUUCUGCUUGUUUCUUUGGUUUAAAGAGAAGUAUUAAUAAACAAUGUCUUUUUA